AGCCUUUCGGCGAGAACGAUACACACUGCGUAUACGGGACGUUUUUUCUACUCAUCCUUCCUUUCUUUCUCUCCUCUUCUUCGUCCUAUCUUCUUGUUGUCCCCAAAACUCGUGCAGUGUAUUCGUGUUAUGUUAGGCCUCCGCUGGUACUUUGCACUCGCGUGUUUAUUACUUCCGAGAGAUAAUUGAUCCGUCUAAUCGAAACUACACAGUGCUCACGCACGAUUAAAUUCAUUCCGUGAACAGAACGACGUACGUUACAUAAAGCUGACGAAAAUGUGGGACCAGUAUAACGCAAUAUUGCGAGGAUUAAAGGUUUCUCUAGUGUAAUCUAUUCGAUGUUGUUCACGGAUAUUUAAUCAAGGUGAUAGCGCCUACGCGACGAACAAGUGCCAGAGAAUGCAUUUCUAUACUCUAUGAAUUGUAAAGUAAUAGAAAGUGCUCGUUAAGGUAUAAGCGUUACACGCGAAUGUAUUUUGAAGCUUUCUCGAUGUGAUUGGACAGUGAUGGUGCAGCAUUAUUUUUACCGUUCGUAUUAUAGAUAAAAGUGAGAAACGGUGACUGAAAUGUUAAACGUUUGGAAAUUAAAGACUGACCGAUUUAAAUACACAAUUUAUACGCAGUUGUGAACUGGUCAGUUAACAUCUAUAUGCUGAAAUUACUGACCCGAUAAUCACGUGCGAUCGAAAUGUCAGUAGACGCGUAAACACGCUAAGAGUGCACGCGGUUAGCAGCAUCGCUGUCAUUUCACUCAGAGAAACGAGAGAAUGCAAACACAACGCUGAUGAGUCAGUCGGUCGUGCCUACCAGGUGCGCUUACAUCCAUAAACAGUUCUAAUGAUUCGACUAUCGAGCUGCGUAAUUUGAUCCGCUGCUCCUAUAAAGCGCCCGUUUGUUUUAAAACUAUCGUCCACUGUGCGGCGAUACAUUGAACCGAUAUCCGGUGCACAGUUGUUCAGCAUUCCAACAGGACGUGGUGUACUAUGCAUAAACAUUAACGCGUUCCAAACCGGAGAAAUUGCUGGAUCAACGUAAACAAGUUAAAAGAAAAAUAGAAGAGAGACAAUAAAUUUACCUGAUAAUAUUAUAAAUAAAUUAAACGAGAUACUUACGUGUUUGCAAUUUGUUUGCAAAAUGUGGAACGCGCUGAGAGAAUUUCUGGAACAGUUCCUGUUACCAGGAUUAUUCCUAGUGAUUUUAUAUUACUUCUUCACUUCGACCUUCGACUUCUGGGAGAACCGAGGCGUGCCAUUUCGAAAACCGACCGUGCUCUUCGGCAAUUUUGCACCCAUGCUCCUGUUCCGGAAAUCUCUACCGGAAGGCAUUAACGAGAUGUACGAAUGGUUCAAAGACGAAAGAUUUUUCGGGGCGUUUCGCGUCAGGACGCCGGUGCUGAUCCUACGAGACCCGGACCUAAUCAAGAAUAUUUGUGUCAAGAAUUUCGCUUGCUUCUCGAACCGUGGCAUACCGGUCAAUUCUCAGGAUCCAUUGUCCGCUCAUCUGUUCAACCUGGAAGGAAAGAAAUGGAAGAGCCUCAGAUCCAAGCUGACUCCAGCCUUUUCAUCCGGCAAACUGAGGAGGAUGUUUUAUCUUCUGGCGGAGUGCAGCGAAGAGUUUCAGAAAUUAAUUGGCGCAUCCUCGAGGUCUGAUAGGCCGUUUGAGGUUCGCGAAUUGGCGGCGAAAUUUACAAUAGACGUCAUUGGUACCUGCGCGUUCGGCAUACAAAUAAAUGCGCUCACCGACGAGGAAUCCGAGUUUCACAGAGCAGCGACCAAACUCUCGAAGCCGAGUUAUAAGGCCACGCUCUGGAGGAUGCUUAGAACGGCCGUGCCGAGAUUGUACAAGCUUUUAGGCGUUCAGGUGAUCGAUCCUGGUGUAACGAAAUUCUUCAAAGACGUCGUAUCGCAGAUGAUCAGCCAACGAGAGGAAAAUGACAUUAAGAGGCACGACUUCAUGGACUUGUUGAUCGAACUGAAAAACAAAGGCACGUUAGAAAGCGAUUCGGGAAAUGGGCAGAUCUGUAACGACGAGGAUGCAGAGACGACUGAAGAAAUAGAACUGGACGAGAACAGUAUUGCCGCUCAAGCGUUUGUAUUUUUCGUCGCUGGUUAUGAAACUUCCUCGAACACCAUUGCGUUUUGCCUUCACGAACUAGCGCUGAAUGCUGAAAUUCAAGAAAAGACGAGACGCGAUAUUCACGACGCAAUUAACAACAGAGGUGGCAAAUUAACUUAUGAUGCGGUCCAGGACAUGAAAUACCUUGAUAUGGUGAUUUCAGAAACACUCCGGAAGUACCCACCGGCAUCGCUGCUUUCCCGAAGAUGCGAGUAUCAAUACCAAAUACCAAAUACAAAAGUCGAGUUACCAGCGGGUAUACGGGUAAUCAUACCAAUCUAUGGGCUUCAUCAUGAUUCCGACUAUUAUUCGAAUCCGUCAACUUUUGAUCCUGAAAGAUUCACGGAAGAGAACAAACGAACGAGGCAUCCGUACACAUAUCUUCCGUUUGGAGAGGGACCACGAAAUUGCAUAGGAAUGCGAUUCGCGCUCUUACAAAUCAAGGUAGGUAUAAUAUCGUUUUUAAGAGAUCAUCGAGUGGAGAUCUGCGAAAAGACUGUCACGUCGUUCAAGUUCAGUAGACGCAGUCUCGUAACUUCGAGCGAGAGUGGAUUCUGGCUCAAGAUAGUACAACUUUUAAAAUAGAACAUCACCAUUCAGGUUUAUUACGUACUUAAUAUCGGUACGUCCAGUGGUUAAUUUUCAAUAUUGACUGUUUAUUGUAUUUUUUUACUUAUACACUGCACUGCAAAUAUUAAAUACGUUGGUGCCUUUACCUUUGUCUUUUGAACAAAGCAAAGAUUGUACUUUAUUUUGGAUCAAUAAUUUACAAAUUUUUGGUAAGGUUUGAGAUUUGUAACAUACUUUUAUUACGUUUAUCUUAACUGAAACUUUUUUUUACAAAGAUUCAUCAUUCCUUAAUAAUGCCCCAACAGAAUGGAUAACCCAUAACAAACAGCAGCAUGUAUGUAUAUAAUUCAUCUCAACGAGAAUCUAUUGUAUCCCGUGCGUCGUCUUAAGGGUUCAACGAAUGUACUUCUAUUAUUUAAUACCUCUGCAUCAUUCUUUGUGAAAAUAAAUUACAAAUAU
Molecule: messenger RNA, 3144 nt
Organism: Colletes gigas
Lineage: Eukaryota; Metazoa; Arthropoda; Insecta; Hymenoptera; Colletidae
Product: probable cytochrome P450 6a13
Exons: 5
Coding region: 1135-2700 (521 amino acids)
Molecular function (GO): monooxygenase activity; iron ion binding; oxidoreductase activity, acting on paired donors, with incorporation or reduction of molecular oxygen
Source: RefSeq, a predicted model, not a curated record